Trichomycterus rosablanca is the source of this 2334-nucleotide messenger RNA. RefSeq names its product ADP-ribosyl cyclase/cyclic ADP-ribose hydrolase 1-like. The transcript is spliced from 8 exons. Gene Ontology annotation, biological process: positive regulation of B cell proliferation. NCBI's taxonomy places the organism in Eukaryota, Metazoa, Chordata, Actinopteri, Siluriformes, Trichomycteridae. Gene Ontology annotation, molecular function: phosphorus-oxygen lyase activity; NAD+ nucleosidase activity. Gene Ontology annotation, cellular component: plasma membrane. The coding region runs from base 37 to 924 and encodes 295 amino acids. The record is from RefSeq and is a predicted model, not a curated record.
CACACACACACACCUCAGGUUCAACUGUGUCCAGUCAUGGCUUAUGAGGUGGUCAAUAACCGUUCGCGCAAAACGAAAAGAAAACUGUUUGGUCUGGUUGGAACGGCGGUACUUGUGCUCGGAGUCGUUCUCGUCCUCGUCGUUGUGCUGUUAGUAAAAAACGGGAAUGGAAACGCGAACAGUGUGAGGAAAACCGUCAUUGCUAGAUGUGAAAGCUAUCUGAAAGAACACAGCAGCAUAGCAAGGCUGAAUGAAUGCGAGAAGAUCUGGGGGGCUUUUGAGAAGGCCUACGUGGGCAGAGAUGCAUGUGACGUCCCUCUCGAGGCUUACGAUCCUCUAAUAAAAACAGUCACGCAGCAGAUUACCUGUAAUACUAAGUUGUUCUGGAGCAAAACAAAUGCCAUAGCACACGCAUUUACAAAGAGCAGAAAUUGCCUGUUGACUGUGGAAGACACACUGCUAGGAUUCAUUUUUAAUGGACUGACCUGGUGCAGCAAAAAUGACAGUAAAGAAACAUUAACUACACACUGCCCUGAGUGGUCAUAUUGCCAGAACAACCCUGUGCGCUCUUUUUGGAUUCAGGCUUCAAGACAUUUUGCCGUCACUGCAUGUGGACACGUAUUUGCAAUGCUCAACGGAUCCCUGGAAGCACCGUUCAGCACCUCUAGUGUCUUUGGAAGUGUAGAAGUAAAGAGUUUCAACUCCAGUAAGGUGGAUAGUUUGACUGUUUUGCUCGUCACCAAGGACACAGACAAUACUACAUGUUCGAGUCCCUCAUUUAAGGAUCUUCGAAAUGCUUUGGCCUCAGAGAUUGUUUACAACUGCACAGAGGUUCCCUAUUCCAGUGUUGAAAGAUGCAUUUCUCAUCCAGAGAUUCAAUGCAGUGACUGCUUAUCAAGGCCUGGUGUGUUCAGCACACAAUGAGACCUUCAGGAAAGCUAGCCUAAUCAUGGGUCAGGAUUACACUACAGUAAUGUGUACAGUACUUUACAUCAUGUGUAAAUGAAAGCCAGCCAGACCAGCCUUUGUGAAAUUAGCUGUGAAAUUAAGACUACUUAAGGACAAAAUAUUAAGCUAGGUGAAUUGUGAAGACUAAAAACUUGUAACACUUUUUGUAUGUUUUAUGACAAGAUUUACUUUUUUAUAUUUACUUUUUUUGUAAGGCGUGGGUGGAAUAUAUGUGAAUGUACAAUAACUUUUAAAGUGCCUGCAAUCAAUGUACACAUGGUAUUUUAUGUACAAACAAAGGGAAUUGUGCCUGUGACCUGUUUAGUUUAUUUUAUUUUUUGUGUAAAAUGACCUAAAUUAAUAGAUGAACUGAUGAAGACAGGUGGAUGAGGACAGAGGGGCGGAAAUAAGUUAAACACCUUAUUCCUAAAAGCUAAAAUGGGGCAUUUUUAGUUUUAAAACAAAUUGUUUGUUUGUUUACAUUCAUGACAGGAACGGUAGUUACUCAUUACACAAGGUUCAUCAGUUCACAAGGUUAUAUCGAACACAGUCAUGGACAAUUUUGUAUCUCCAAUUCACCUCACUUGCAUGUUUUUGUACUGUGGGAGGAAACCCACACAGACACAGGGAGAACAUGCAAACCACACAGAAAGGACCUAAAAUAGGGCACUUAGCCCCAUGUCAAAGGCCAGCUUUCUCACUCAGUCUAACAUAUCUUAUUCCUAAAAGCUAAAAUAGGGCAUUUUUAGUUUUAAAACAAAUCAGUGUAGUCUUUAAUAAAUAUGUUUUUUGUUGUCUUUACAGUAACCAAAAGUUAUACAUUGUAACAGAAUGGAGGAAGAAUUAAGUCAAUAAUGCUAACCAGGCUCACUGUAUAUAAACUGCUGUGAAAGUGUGAGAUGACUUACAUUUGGUGGUACUGUGAAAUUUUGGUUUUACUUACUUUAUUUAAAACUUAAAUGUUAAAACAGUGAUAAGUCAGUAACAAAGUGGAAACCUUGAAUGGUAUUUUAAGUUAGAAACUUUAUGACUAGACAAAGUGAACAAGAAGGUUAGUAAUAAAGGUUUUUUUUUAUAACCUGAGUCUACAAAUACACACUAAUGUGGCAUAUACUGACUCAUCUGUAAUCUUACUUGAAAUUUUCUUUUUAAACUGAUUGACAAUUUUCUCAAGUGGUGAGUCACUUUGCAAGGUCUGAUAUUUUGGAUCCACUUGAAUAUUCCAUGAACUUUUCAUGUUGCCUUUGUCCCAAUUUUUGUGAAGGUGGUGCAGGCAUCAAAAAAAAUUUUAUAUUUACAAAAAAACAAUCAAGUUGGUCAGCUAAAUAUUAAGUCAUUUUUGUAUUAUUGUUGGUUAAAUAAAGGUUUAAAAGAAUGAACAGAUCA